AUGGGUCACGGAAAUGCAAGCAAUCCUUUCUUGGCACCCACUGUACAAUGGUCAGUUGGCUUGUUUGAUUGCUGUGAUAACAUGGGCGACUGCUGCUGUGCUUGGAUAUGCCUGUGUUGUUUCAUGCAUAGUCUGGGAAAGAGUAUCAACGAAGAUUCGAUAUUGGGCUGUUGCAUUACGAGUCAAAUAGCUGUUUAUCGCAUGAAAAUUCGAUCGGUUCUUCAUAUCGAAGGAUCAGCAUUGAACGAUUGUAUGACAGCAUCUUGCUGUGGAGUAUGCACUGCUGUGCAAAUGAAAUCGGAAUUGAAAAACCGUGGCUUGGCCUAG
Messenger RNA from Adineta ricciae, 327 nucleotides. NCBI's taxonomy places the organism in Eukaryota, Metazoa, Rotifera, Eurotatoria, Adinetida, Adinetidae. The record is from the annotation of a GenBank genome assembly.